Desarmillaria tabescens is the source of this 702-nucleotide messenger RNA. RefSeq lists its product as uncharacterized. The record is from RefSeq and is a predicted model, not a curated record. Bases 1 to 702 code for a protein of 233 amino acids. NCBI's taxonomy places the organism in Eukaryota, Fungi, Basidiomycota, Agaricomycetes, Agaricales, Physalacriaceae. The transcript has 5 exons.
AUGCUGACUCUCUUCAACGCAUUCGUGCCCCUCCUUCUCGUGGCGUCUGCAUUUGCAAUCGAGAACACGGUCUACAUAAUCACCAAUGCGGAGACACCAUCUCUUCAUCGUCCGGGUUUGACGCCUAUAGGGCAUCAUAGAGCAGGUCACUGCAUUCCAGAGGUUUUUGGUAACCUCAGUCUAGGCUUCAUUGCCUCAUGCACGCCGAACAGUGAUACGGGUACCUGCAUUCCCGCCGUGGCAACUGCAGCACCUCUCGCAAAUAGUCUCGGAAUGGGAAUUGAUACUUCCUGCGGCACAGGAGAAGAAUCAGACGAUGACUGUGUACACAACCUUUUGCAUACAUAUGCAAAGACCAGUUCUGCGCCUAUUCUUUUGGUCUGGGAUGCUGCUGCCAUGGAUGACCUUCUGGAAAAUCUCGGCAUGGAACUACCUGAUGCCGAUAACGAAGAUGACGAGGAUGACGAGGAAGGCCAGGAGGAAGAGGCCGUUGGAACACACCCAGAUGUAAUUUUGACGAAAAUCAAGGGAUCCAAGCUGGCAGAAUCCUCCAUGAAUUGUACUGGUAUAGACGGUACCGCUGACGGCUCUGACACAAUUGUGUACACGCCGUCUCACUCACGACGCCGUCGUUCACUUCACCGGCGUCGUUUCUCUUCUGAGUCGUUUAAGACUCACUGGGAUUUGGGACGCUCCACCUAG